ACCUGCAGGAGGAGGCUGCGGUGAGGAGACGGAGCCAUGAGCAUGGGACCUGCAGUGCUGCUGGUUGCUGGCCUGGCCUGGACUGUGCUGACUGUAGCUGCCUCUGAGUGGAGCUGUGUGAAGCCUGCGGAGAUUGAGCAUGGGUACGUGGAGCACCUUGUCAAGUACCACUGUGACCCGUACUACCAACUGCGCGGCGCUGGUGACGGGACAUACAAGUGUGAUGAGAACCUUGCAUGGGUGAGCCUCGGAGCUGGCAAGGAGGCACCUGUCUGUGAGCCAGUGUGUGGGAAGCCGAAGAACCCCCCGAGGCAGAUGCAGCGCAUCAUUGGGGGCCUGCUGGCUGGGAAGGGCAGCUUCCCGUGGCAGGGCCGGCUGGUGACACGCCACAACCUCACCGUGGGGGCCACACUCAUCAGUGACCAGUGGCUGCUGACCACGGGCAGGAACGUGUACCUGAACCACACUGACAGCGCUACACCGGAGGAGAUCGCCCCUACACUGCAGCUCUUCUUGGGUGGCCGGGAGCAGCCUGCUCUGGCCAUUGAGCAGGUGGUGCUGCACCCCAACUACCCCAAGGCUGUGGAUCUGGCCCUGCUGAAGCUCAAGGAGAAGGUGUUCCUUGGAGAGGAAAUAAUGCCCAUCUGCCUGCCCCAGAAGGACUAUGUGCAGCCAGGGCGUGUGGGUUAUGUCUCAGGCUGGGGCCGUGGUGCCACCUUUGCCUUUUCCAGCAUGCUGAAGUAUGUGAUGCUGCCAGUGGCAGAGGGAGAGAAGUGCCGGCAGUACUAUGGGGCACGGAACGCAUCCUCCUGGGUGCAGCCCCUCCUCAGCAAUGACACCUUCUGUGUGGGCAUGAGUGAGCUGCAAGAAGACACAUGCUAUGGGGAUGCUGGUGGUGCCUUCGCCGUGCAGGACCCUGAUGACAACACAUGGUAUGCAGCUGGCAUCCUCAGCUAUGACAAGACCUGCAGUGCCUCCAAGUACGGUGUAUAUGUGGACGUGCAGCGUGUCCUGGCCUGGAUCAAAGACACAGUGGCAGCUGGAUAGAAGAAGGGCCAUGUGGAAAUAAACCUGCCCCA
Messenger RNA from Melopsittacus undulatus (budgerigar), 1079 nucleotides. Its product is annotated as haptoglobin-like. Gene Ontology annotation, biological process: zymogen activation. Gene Ontology annotation, cellular component: blood microparticle. Gene Ontology annotation, molecular function: serine-type endopeptidase activity. The transcript has 5 exons. The record is from RefSeq and is a predicted model, not a curated record. NCBI's taxonomy places the organism in Eukaryota, Metazoa, Chordata, Aves, Psittaciformes, Psittaculidae. The coding region runs from base 37 to 1047 and encodes 336 amino acids.